This is a messenger RNA of Phragmites australis (common reed), 609 nucleotides long. Its product is annotated as serine/threonine-protein phosphatase PP1-like. Gene Ontology annotation, molecular function: protein serine/threonine phosphatase activity. Gene Ontology annotation, cellular component: nucleus; cytoplasm. Lineage: Eukaryota; Viridiplantae; Streptophyta; Magnoliopsida; Poales; Poaceae. The record is from RefSeq and is a predicted model, not a curated record. The annotation marks the transcript as partial. The transcript has a single exon.
ACAGGUGAUCUCCAUGGUCAGUUUGUUGAUCUUCUGAGGCUAUUUGAUUUCGGUGGUUAUCCUCCAAUUUCGACCUAUCUUUUCCUUGGAGACUAUGUGGAUAGAGGCAAACAAAGCUUAGAAACAAUAUGUCUGCUUCUGGCAUACAAAUUGAAGUACCCUGAUAAGAUUUUCCUGUUAAGGGGAAACCAUGAAGUUGCAAAAAUUAACAGAGUCUACGGUUUCUACGAUGAAUGUAAAAGGAGAUUCAAUGUUCGGUUGUGGAAGAUAUUCUGUGAUUGCUUCAACUGCUUGCCUAUGACAGCCCUUACUGAUGACAAAGGGCUGUGCAUGCAUGGUGGCAUCUCACCUGAGUUGAAUAACUUGGAUCAAAUAAAGGAUAUUGAGAGGCCUACAGAAAUUCCUGACUAUGGUCUUCUGUGUGAUUUGCUUUGGUCUGAUCCUAGUUCUGAUACACUAGGAUCAGGGGAGAGUGAUCGUGGUGUUUCUUGCACAUUUGGAGCAGAUAAGCUUGUCGAGUUUUUGGAGAAGAAUGAUCUUGACCAUGUAUGCCGAACUCAUCAGGUAAGCAGAAGUAAUUUAACCGUUAUUUUAUUUUCUUUCUACUGA